Toxoplasma gondii ME49 is the source of this 1780-nucleotide messenger RNA. RefSeq lists its product as hypothetical. The transcript is spliced from 2 exons. The coding region runs from base 87 to 1277 and encodes 396 amino acids. The record is from RefSeq and is a predicted model, not a curated record. Lineage: Eukaryota; Apicomplexa; Conoidasida; Eucoccidiorida; Sarcocystidae.
GCAGUUACACAAACUCCAGGUACCUUGAAUUAAGGCGCCUUUCUGCCGACACUUUCCUUCAGUUUUCUGAUUUAGACACAUUUCCAAUGAGGGUCAUAGUUUCCUUCACUCUGCUUGGAGCGGUCGUCUCUGCAAGGGCCCAAUUUUUGCCGUUGAAAACUGAACUGGACACACCAACCGAGGCGCCUGCAGCGCCACAGAACGCUCACGCUCGCGAUCCAGAUGGCGUUUCUGACGUGCCAAAGGCAGUCGCGGCACCAGAGCCAGCUGCAUCGCCAGGACUGCCGCAUUCGUCGAUGAUACCAGACCUGACAAGACUGCCCGGAAUUCCGGCUCUUCUUACCACGCUGCCGGAACCUGCGGGUGAUACCCCGGCACAAUCUCCCCCCGGCCUCCCUGUUUUGCCGCCUAUCCUAUUCCCUCUGCCGAUAGGACCUCCUUCUGCCCCAGAUUUUCCAGUCGUGGUCCCCCAGCCACUACCGAUCCCCUUUCCUCUUUUCCCACUUCCUGUUGGAAAUAUAGGACUGCCGCCGUCCCUUCCUCCGCCAACCAUAUUCCCUCCAACUCCGGGAAUCCCCAGCCAGCUGGCAGGUUUUAACUUCACUGGCCUUCCGAACAUCGGUGACUUACCUCAGCUGCCGCGCCUUGGAGAACUUCCCCGGAUCCCUGGACUGGGUGACAUCCCACCGCUACCAGGUCUGGGUGACAUCCCACCUCUACCAGGUCUGGGUGACAUCCCACCUCUACCAGGUCUGGGUGACAUCCCACCUCUACCAGGUCUGGGUGACUUCGCCCCACUACCGGGACUCGGUGAACUUCCAGGACUUCCAGGAUUCGGUGAACUCCCACCACUACCAGGAUUGGGCGGUUUCCCACAACUCCCGCGCCUCGGCGAGUUGCCACAACUACCAAGACUCGGCGAGUUACCAUCACUACCAAGUCUGGGCGAAUUCCCACCAUUGCCGUCCCUCGGGGAGCUACCCCCAGUCCCAGGUCUGAGUGGCCUGCCUCAACUUCCAAUAAUCAGCGGGUUACCGACAAUACCAAGCUUCGGCGACCUACCACAACUUUCAAAGCUCAGCGAUGCUCCGGCACUCCCCAGCUUACCGACUCUGGAGCUGCCUAAAUUGGACGGCAGCAGCGCCUUCGGAAACCUCACCAAUAUUGAGUUUCCCGGUCUUUUAGAGCGACCCGAGUUGAUCGAAAUUCCUGCUAAUCUUGAGCGACUGCACCAAGCCAUCCUUGACUCUCUUCGCCAUGCGGCAUCAGCUCCCUGAUCGUCACGCGUGUGCAAGGUGUUGUGGGAACCUCUUUUUUUCACUACCUCAGGCGAUGCACAAUGCUUCGAAGACUCUAGGAGCAAUGCGAAAGUCACGCAGUACAUAAUGUGACCUCCGCUAACGUCUCGUUCUCUCAAGAAUCCUGAAAGGCGACCUGUCUGAAGAAAAUUGGCUCGAUCUACGGCAUCAGAACAGAAACUCUCAAUGUCUGGGAACCUCUGACUCGCAUAUUGACGCCUUUUUUCAAGGUACACGUGGGUUGUCUCAAAACGUCCUCACGGUGCUGCGAAGUACAGCGUGAACUGCGUCACUUGACCAUCUAUAGCUGAAGUGGCUGAAUUCGUCUUUUACCGUGCAAUGCCGUUCACACCGGCCAAUGUAGAUUUUUCACAUCUGAACGUUUGUUGAACCUUCGUUCAUUUUGGCAAUGUACGCUGCCACAUCCGAAUAAAUACAGUCGGCUCUAUGAGCAAACUCCUGCGAGAGGUUUAUACUUGCCA